AUGACCCAGACCCUCUACAACAAGGAGGACCCUCUUAAUCUGGGCGGCGGCUGGUCAUCCUCUGCCCCCUUACACACCUGGUCAUCCUGCCAUGGAAGGCGCCGAGGCGCUCCGAUUUACAAGCGGCGGUACCGCUAUGGCCCCAAGGCCGAGUAUGAGCCUCCCAGGAAAAAGCCCAAGCAGCACUACGGUCCAGGCCCGUGGUUCCAACCUCCCCGACGGCCCUGUUGGGCCGUGUACUCCAACUGGGGGCGUUGCGGAGGGCCCUGGUGCCCACCUCCCGCAGGAUUCCGGAAGCCCCCCUACCAGAUGCACAUGAUCCGGGUGUAUGGUCUGCACCCACUCUGCCCUUGCUGCUGCUCUUGCUGGCGUGGGCCCUGGAAUCCAGGCUGGGAAAGGCCUCCAGGCAGGAAGAAGCGCUGGGGCCGCAGAGGCCGCGGCCUACGCCGCCACCCUCGCCGCUCCUCCCCAAAGAGCCCGCCGGCCGAAGCGAGCACUUUGCUGCGGCCUGUCAACCUGUAUGGGUGGCGCGCGCCAGGUAUGAGAGCGCCACGGAACACCACCCAGUUCAUUAUGAACCAGAUCUACGAGGACAUGCGGCAGCAAGAGAAGAUGAAGCGCCAGCAGGAGGCGCUACGAGUGCAGCAAGCCCAGGCUGAAGGCUUGGCGUCCCCGGCCGGCUCCACCGGAAAUGACGCGCCCCCUAGCGGCGGUGAGGAGGACUUGGAGCUGCAGGAAACUUUGUAUAGCUUCAUGCAGAAUCCCUCUCUAGUCUUCAGUCCUGCCCCAGAGGAGGAAAAGCAGUCUCCCAACACGCAGCUGGUGGAGGAAGAGGAAGAGGAAAAAAUUGAGGAUGAGGAGAAAACUGAGGAUGAGGAGGAGUGUGACGAGGAGCUGUGUGAUGGAAAGGAGGAGGAGGGUAGUGAAGAGGAGGAAGAGGAAGAGGAGGUGGAGAAUGGAGAGACAGAAGAAGAGGUGGAUGAGGAGGAGGUGGAUGAGGCUGAACAAGGAGAGGAGGAUGAAGAGGAGGGAAUGGAAGAGGAGGGCCUGGAGGAGGAAGAACAGAGAGAGGAUGAAAAUCACUUGCCUCUGGAAAUGCCUUUGUCAAUCCUAGUAGGGGAAGAAGAAGAGAGAAAGAAUUUUAUAGACUAUACUUAUUUAAGCACAGAACAGAUUAUUCCCAAAGUGCCACAGGAAGCUCUCUUCACGGUACAAGACAUUAACCACUAG
Molecule: messenger RNA, 1230 nt
Organism: Urocitellus parryii (Arctic ground squirrel)
Lineage: Eukaryota; Metazoa; Chordata; Mammalia; Rodentia; Sciuridae
Gene: Ccer1
Product: coiled-coil glutamate rich protein 1
Source: RefSeq, a predicted model, not a curated record